Molecule: messenger RNA, 994 nt
Organism: Cucumis melo (muskmelon)
Lineage: Eukaryota; Viridiplantae; Streptophyta; Magnoliopsida; Cucurbitales; Cucurbitaceae
Product: probable calcium-binding protein CML25
Exons: 1
Coding region: 240-788 (182 amino acids)
Molecular function (GO): calcium ion binding
Source: RefSeq, a predicted model, not a curated record
UUUUAACCCAAAGAAAAUUCUAAUCCCCUUUAUCCCUCUAAAUUUGGAGGAAAAAAAAAACAAAUUCCAUGGAAUUUCAAUCUGUUACAAUCUCCAAUUCCUUCUCCGAUUCUGUUUCUUCCAAAUCCCCCAAAUCCCCCUCCUUAUAUAUCUCUAAUUCCUCCCCUAUUCCUUGUCUCUAAUCCAUCAAUUUUCCCCCUCUUUUUCGAUUUAGUAUAUUCAAUCAAUCUCUUCUCAUUAUGGGUUUCAAAUCUCUCUUCUCCCGUAAGAAGAAAUCCCAUCCCUCCACCGAUUCUCCCCUUGGAUCUACCACCCUUCCCAUUUUCGGAUCCCGUACCCAAAUCGCCGAACUCGAGCAAGUUUUCAACAAAUUCGAUGUCAAUGGCGACGGUAAGAUCUGUUCCUCUGAACUCGGAUCUAUUAUGGGUAGCCUAGGUCAGCCCGCCACCGAGGAAGAGCUUCACAACAUGAUUAAGGAGGUCGAUGCCGACGGCGAUGGCUACAUUGAUCUUGAUGAGUUCAUCGAACUCAACACUAAGGGCGUUGAUUCCAAUGAGGUGCUUGAGAAUCUGAAAGACGCCUUCUCUGUUUACGAUAUUGACGGAAACGGAUCCAUCACUGCCGAGGAAUUGCACGAGGUUUUGAAAAGCUUGGGCGAUGAUUGCUCCUUGGCGGAUUGCCGGAAGAUGAUUACCGGCGUUGAUAAGAACGGCGACGGUAUGAUUAGUUUCGAUGAAUUUAAAGUGAUGAUGAUGAGCGGUUCUCGAUCGCACGGGUUUAAUGGUUAAUUAUAUUAAAUUAAUCCUAAUUGAUGAUUUUAUGAGUAAUUAGCUUAUUUUGCUAACAUUUACUGUUUCUUUAUCCUAUAAUUAGGAAUUAUUUGUUUGUAAUUUAUUUUUAAUUAUAAUUCAAAGCAAAAUUGAGUAGAAAAUGCUUUUUAUAAAAAAAAAAUAAAAAAAAGUACAAUUAAUUAAUUGGGUUGUUUGGAAGGUAA